This is a messenger RNA of Bombyx mandarina (wild silkworm), 2889 nucleotides long. RefSeq names its product Mitochondrial aconitase 1 (gene mAcon1). The record is from RefSeq and is a predicted model, not a curated record. Gene Ontology annotation, molecular function: aconitate hydratase activity; 4 iron, 4 sulfur cluster binding. Gene Ontology annotation, cellular component: mitochondrion; cytosol. Lineage: Eukaryota; Metazoa; Arthropoda; Insecta; Lepidoptera; Bombycidae. Gene Ontology annotation, biological process: tricarboxylic acid cycle.
AGAAGUUUUUUAUCUGAUGGAUUCAGAAGUUACGUGUUGCAGUGGAUGAAAGUACAGUGUGAUCAGGCCCUAAAAUAAAAGAAAAUCACUUCAAAUUGACCCAUGUGGCACUCGUUUAUUUGAUUCUAAAAUUUUUCUAAAUUAAUUCGUUUAAUAUACUGAAGUCCGGCGACCAUGGCGCACUGUAUGAGAGUUUUGCAUGGCCAGGGUAGCAGGACAAGGGUGGUACUCUCUGAAAUCCAACAAAGAUGUUUCAGCGUAUCUCCAUUGACCGCCGCCGCGGCCCAGGUGGCGAUGUCCAAGUUCGACAAGGUACCCUUGCCUUACGAAAAGUUGACAAAGAAUUUAGAGGUGGUUAAGAAGAGGCUAGGGAGAGAAUUGACCUUGUCUGAGAAAAUCCUAUAUUCUCACUUGGAUGACCCCAAAGGACAAGAAAUUGAACGCGGCGCAAGUUAUCUCCGCCUGCGUCCCGACCGUGUGGCCAUGCAAGACGCCACUGCACAAAUGGCAAUGUUACAAUUUAUCUCUUCCGGCCUUCCCCGUGUAGCUGUACCGUCCACCAUUCAUUGUGAUCACUUGAUCGAAGCCCAAGUCGGAGGCGAGAAGGAUUUGGCCAGGGCUAAGGACCUCAACAAAGAAGUAUACAAGUUCUUAGAGACUGCCGGAGCUAAAUAUGGAGUCGGUUUCUGGAAGCCCGGCUCUGGUAUUAUCCAUCAGAUCAUUCUGGAGAACUAUGCGUUCCCUGGUCUACUCAUGAUCGGCACAGACUCCCACACACCUAAUGGAGGUGGCCUUGGUGGAUUGUGUAUUGGUGUGGGUGGUGCUGAUGCUGUGGACGUAAUGGCCAACAUCCCGUGGGAGCUGAAGUGUCCUAAAGUUAUCGGCGUCAAAUUGACUGGUAAACUCACCGGCUGGACGAGUCCGAAAGAUGUGAUCUUGAAGGUGGCCGGCAUCCUGACUGUGAAGGGAGGUACCGGCGCCAUCGUGGAGUACCACGGGCCCGGCGUUGACCACAUCUCGUGUACGGGAAUGGCGACAAUCUGCAACAUGGGCGCUGAGAUCGGUGCUACCACUAGCGUGUUCCCGUACAACUCCCGCAUGGAAGCUUACCUUAAGUCGACCGGGCGCAAAGACAUCGCCGCCACCGCCAACUCCUACAAGCACCUGCUCACGCCCGACAACAAGGCACCCUAUGAUCAGUUGAUCGAGAUCGACCUGUCCACCCUGGAGCCCCACGUGAACGGGCCCUUCACUCCGGACCUCGCCAACCCUAUCUCGAAGCUCGGCGAAGCGGCCAAGAAGAACGACUGGCCGGUGGACAUCCGCGUCGGCCUCAUCGGGUCCUGCACCAACUCCUCCUACGAAGACAUGGGCAGAUGUGCCAGCAUCGUCAAAGAGGCGAUCAGUCACGGCCUGAAGUCUAAGAUUCCGUUCAACGUGACCCCCGGGUCGGAGCAGGUCCGCGCCACCAUCGAGAGGGACGGCAUCGCCAAGACCCUCAGGGACUUCGGAGGCACCGUGCUGGCGAACGCGUGCGGCCCGUGCAUCGGCCAGUGGGACCGCAAGGACGUGAAGAAGGGGGAGAAGAACACGAUCGUGACGUCAUACAACCGCAACUUCACCGGCAGGAACGACGCCAACCCCGCCACGCACUGCUUCGUCACCAGCCCCGAGCUCGUCACGGCGCUGUCCAUCGCCGGCCGGCUUGACUUCAACCCGCUGAAGGACGAGCUGACUGGCGCUGAUGGAAAGAAGUUCAAGUUGUCAGAUCCGUUUGCCGACGAGCUCCCCUCCAAGGGCUUCGACCCCGGACAGGACACGUACGAGCACCCGCCCGCCGACGGAUCCAAAGUGAAAGUUGACGUCUCACCGACAUCCGACCGCCUUCAACUCCUCGAGCCGUUCGACAAGUGGGACGGCAAAGACCUCACCGACCUCACGAUCCUGAUCAAGGUGAAGGGGAAGUGCACCACCGACCACAUCUCGGCGGCUGGACCCUGGCUGAAGUACAGAGGCCAUCUCGACAACAUCUCCAAUAACAUGUUUAUUACCGCAACGAACGCAGAGAACGGCGAGCUGAACAAGGUCCGCAACCAGGUGACGGGCGAGUACGGGCCGGUGCCCGCCACGGCGCGCGCGUACAAGGCGGCCGGCGUGCGCUGGUGCGUCGUCGGCGACGAGAACUACGGCGAGGGCUCGUCCCGCGAGCAUGCCGCGCUCGAACCGCGACACCUCGGCGGACGCGCCAUCAUCGUCAAGUCGUUCGCCAGAAUCCACGAGACCAACUUGAAGAAACAAGGCAUGCUGCCCCUCACGUUCGCCAACGCCGCUGACUACGACAAGAUCAAGCCUGACGAUAAAAUCUCACUCCUUGGACUGAACAGCCUCGCUCCCGGCAAGCCAGUGGACUGCGAAAUUAAGCACAAAGACGGCAGCACCGACCGCAUCAAGCUCAACCAUUCGUUGAACGACCAACAGAUCAACUGGUUCAAGGCCGGCUCGGCGCUCAACAGAAUGAAGGAAAUCGCUUCCGGAAAGUGAAACUAAAUAAAUUAGUGUUAAAACUAACGCUUGCAUUGGACCUAUCUAAAAAUUAAGGAAUUAUUAUAGCUGCAAUCUUAAACGUAUUGUUUGGGUGCGUUCCGAGUUGCCUUAAUGUGUGAAAUUGUAUUUACGCGGCUGUAUUGUAAUCGUUUUAAAGGAAUUAAAUGUAACCAGUGCAAGCGUGUCAUCGUAUAGUUCAAAUAGUACAUUAGCGCAUUUCUCAGACAAUACUUAGUCACAGCGGUGAAUCUUAUUAAAUUAUAUUAGUACAAAUAGAUGAAUUUAGUGUAAGUUGCAAUAUUUUCAUGAAUGUAUUAUUAAAAUCAUCGUAAAUGGAUUUUAUUU